GAUAUCACAUGGUUUUCAUCACUUUGAUCAAAAGGAGAAGUUUUGAGUGAUACAGUCCACUUAAAGUAUCAACCUCAAAUAAACACACACUGAACACCAGCAGGUUGAAUAUGUCUUGUUUUGGCAAUGCAAACUCUCUUGAAAAGCAUGAAAUGGACCGAGAAGAUGUAGAGAUGAAUAUCUAUUCUAAUUCAGAUCUUAUAAACAUUCUGGAUGUCAGCAGAGAAACCGAGAACACCAAGAAACAGCAAACCCUUCAACAUUCAGGAAGUGAUUAUGUGUGGAUCAGAAACUACAGAGUAGCUACAGUGUGUUUGGUGCUGAUGUGUGUUUUUCUACUGACUGCAGUCUUAGUGCUGUACUCCCACAUCAAUACAAACAGCACAAACGAGACCAAAGAGAGGCAAGAGCUGCUAGCCAACCUUACUAUUGAGAGGGACCAGCUAGAGUCCAAGAGCAUUCGAAUUACAAAAGAGAGAGAAGAACUACUAGCCAACGUUACCAAGGUCACUAAAGAAAGGGAUCAGCUACUGUUUGAGAGCAUUCGAUUGACAAAAGAACGGGAAGAGCUACUAGCAAACAUCACAGAGGUCACUAAAGAAAGGGACCGGCUACUGUCAGAAAGCAUUCGAUUGACAAACAGGAGAGAAGAGAUACUAGCCAACAUCACAAAUCUUACUAAAGAAAGGGAUCGGAUACUGUCUGAGAGCAAUCAGUUGACUGAACAGAGGGAAGAGAUACUAGCUAACAUCACUAACCUUACUAUAGAAAGAGAUCAGGUACUGUCAGAGAGUACUCGAUUGGCAAAAGAGAGAGAAGAACUACUAGCCAACAUUACUAACCUUUCUAAGAAGAGUGAUCGACUACUGUCUGAGAGCGUUCGAGUGACAAAAGAGAAAGAAAAGCUACUAGCCAAUAUCACCGACCUUACUAAAGAGAGGGACGAAAUUCUGUCAGAGAGCAUUCGAUUGUCUAAAGAGAGAGAAGAACUACUCGCCAACAAAACCAAGGUCACUAAAGAGAGGGAUCGGCUACUGUCCGAGAGUAUUCGUUUGACAAGAGAAAGAGAAGAACUACUAGCCAACAGCACCAAGGUCACUAGAGAGAGGGAUUGGCUACUGUCCGAGAGUAUUCAAUCGUCAAAAGAGAGAGAAGAAUUACUAGCCAACAACACCAAGGUCACUAAAGAAAGGGAUUUGCUACUGUCCGAGAGUACUCGAUUGACAAGAGAGAGAGAAGAAGUACUAGCCAACAACUCCAAUGUCAUUAAAGAGAGGGAUUGGCUACUAUCAGAGAGCAUUCGAUUGUCAAAAGAGAGAGAAGAACUACUAGACAACAACACCAAAGUAACUAGGGAGAGGGACCAGCUACUAUCUGAGAGAUUUAGCUUGACAAAAGAGAGAGAAGAACUACUACACAACAACAGCAAUGUCAUUAAAGAGCGGGAUGAGAUAGGGUCCAAGAGCAUUCAAUUGAAAAAAGAAACAGAAGAGCUAAUAGCCAACAACACCGACCUCACUAAAGAGAGGGACCGGCUUUUUUCUGAAAACAUUCGAUUGACAAAGGAGAGAGAAGAAUUAUCCUCAAAUAUCUCUGACCUGAUUGAACAAAGAGAUCAGCUAACUAAGGAGAAAACUGAGCUGUCAAACAUGGAUGGAUGGGUUUACUUUCAGUCCAGUCUUUACUUCCUUUCCUCGUUGACAAAGAGCUGGGAGGAGAGCAGAAAAGACUGUAUAGCCAGAGGAGCAGAUCUGGUGAUUAUAAACAACGGAAAGGAGCAAGAGAUGGUUAACAUGAUUUGUGGUGAUGUUUUGGUUUGGAUUGGUCUGACUGAUAUUGAGGAAGAGGGCACAUGGAAAUGGGUUGAUGGCAGCAAACAGACCUCUGGUUUCAGGUAUUGGAGGUCUCGAGAACCUAAUGGAAACAGAAAAGAGAACUGUGUACUAACUGAUGCACACGGGUGGAUUGAUCAUCGAUGUCAUGAAGCGAAUAAAUGGAUCUGUGAGAAAACAAUGUGAUUCCUUUAUUAUGAUGCUACUUUAUUAUGUGAGAUGCAGGUUUAUGCAUCUCAUAUAAUAAACAUGAUUCAGAUGAAAUAAGUAAAAAUAACAACUGAAAAAUAAAUAGUAGUACUUGUAUACAGUUUCGUGCAAAGAUUUGGCCACCCCUCUGUGGCUGCAUAAUUAUGUGCUCUUUCUUUAUGAGAAGAUCACAGUGAAAUGCCAUUCGGUUUCUAGAGAAAGCUACAUAAUGUCAAGUUUUUCAGACAGAAAUAUGUAGGUUGUCAGUUAGAGCUGUGAACCUACACUAGUCUCACGGUUCGGUUCGGUUACGAUUAUCAUGCCUUCGAUUCG
Molecule: messenger RNA, 2354 nt
Organism: Danio rerio (zebrafish)
Lineage: Eukaryota; Metazoa; Chordata; Actinopteri; Cypriniformes; Danionidae
Source: RefSeq, a predicted model, not a curated record